CUCUCUUUCUCUCUCUCUCUCUAGUGUAAAAACAAAUGUUUUUUAUGAUUGAUUAUCUAUCUGUGAGUGAAUACAAAGAAAUUUGUACAACACUUGGCAGCGUUGCCACCGCUGCGUUGUCAGCUCAAGUCCGUGUCAUGCCCCUCUCAACACAACCCACCGCAGUUGUUCUGCCUGCUUUAAUUAUGGCAUUUUUGGCAUUUUUUGGUGUGUGUCAGCUAUAUGGCAUAAUUAUGAUAAAAUACGGAGACUGUACCUAUAUAUGGAAUGCCAGGAGCGUCAGGCAAAUUCUGAUGCUGUGAGUCAUAUGCAGGUGUAUGGGUGAGGUUCCGCUGGGGUGGCCAGGGAGUGGGGAAGGAGUGGUCGCUAAGAACAUUAAAAUAGCUGCAGGUAAUUAACGUCUAAGCGAUCUGUCUGAGGUGCUGGCAGGAGCACUUCAUGUCAGUCAUUUUGUCACUGUCGAGAGCAAGGAAUAGGCUGGCAUCUCCUCGUCUCCUCGUCUGCGGUGAUCUUUAACUCUUGAUCAUUCAAGAUUCGAGACUCAUCUUACCACAAUGGAAGCUUCUCCAAAGAUACAGCUACAUAGUCAAGCAAAAGAAAUUAUAUAUAACGUAAACCAGUAUUUUCAGAAGAAGGAGAAUGAGGGUGUCAUUGUCGAAGUAUCAAAGGCUACUUCCCGAACAGCUGCAGCAACAAAAGUGAGUCUGAGGACAUUAUCAAGAAUUUGCAAAGAAGGAAGAGAUAAUGAAGAAAGCAUUGAGUUGCCCAAAUUUAAGUCUCCCAAGAAACGGCAAAGGACAACACCCAUUGCCGAUUUUUUUGACGACUUCAAUAAGGGUGUUCUACGAAGAACUGUUCUCAGCUUCUAUGAGCGAAAAGAUAUUCCCACACUGGAUAAAAUACAUAAAGAAAUUAAAGAAAGCCUUUCUUACCCCGGCAGCCGAGAAACAUUAAGAAAAGUUCUUAAGAAAAUCGGAUUUCAGUAUGCCAAGGUCAACGGAAGAAGGUUUCUAAUGGAACGCAGUGAUGUUGCAUAUGCCCGAUGCAAGUUUUUAAGAGAAAUGAGGAAGCAUUUGAGUUGUGAGAAAAAUAUUGUAUACUUAGAUGAAACCUGGGUAAAUCAAAAUUACACCGUUUCUAAAUGUUGGGUUGACAACAAUUCAGAGAAGGCUGUGGGUGUGAAAGUACCGACAGGCAAAGGGGGCCGCUUGAUUGUUCUCCAUGCUGGAACAAAAGAUGGAUUUGUUUCCGAUGCUUCCCUUAUCUUCAUGGCAAAAAAUGACGGUGACUACCACAAUCAAAUGAAUGCCGAAAGUUUUGAGAAGUGGUUUCAGCAGCAACUUUUACCCAACAUUCAUCCUUCUUCAGUUAUUGUGAUGGAUAAUGCAUCCUAUCACUCUAGGAGAAUAAACACAAUCACGAAAUGGCUGCAAGAGAAGGGAGUACAAGUUUCACAAGGAUUCCUCAAGGCUGAGCUGAUGCAACUUGUAAGGCAGCACACCACGGAUGCAGAUGUCAACAAUUAUGUGAUUGAAAAAAUGGCCUCAGAGCAUGGCCAUACGGUUGUGCGCCUUCCCCCAUAUCACUGUCAGUACAACCCAAUUGAACUGAUAUGGGCUCAGGUUAAAGGGUAUGUGUCAGUGAGAAACAAAUUCAAGAUCGCCGAUUUGAAGCCACUCACGCAUGAAGCAAUUAACAGCAUCACAAAGGAGAACUGGAAAAAUGCUGUUGCACAUGCUGAAAGAAUACAAGAAGAAGAUGCAAGAAAAGAUGUCGUGAUUGAUAAGUUCGUAGAUUCUUUCGUCAUCACUCUAACAUCUUCUGAUGAGGAAUCAGAGUGACUCUG
This is a messenger RNA of Eriocheir sinensis (Chinese mitten crab), 1846 nucleotides long. RefSeq lists its product as uncharacterized. The record is from RefSeq and is a predicted model, not a curated record. Lineage: Eukaryota; Metazoa; Arthropoda; Malacostraca; Decapoda; Varunidae. Gene Ontology annotation, molecular function: nucleic acid binding. Bases 555 to 1841 code for a protein of 428 amino acids. The transcript has a single exon.